UUUUUCUCAUGCGUUCUUGCUCUCAUCAAUCACACAACGCCAUAGCUCUUCUUCUUGUUGCUGUUUUCUUCUUCGCUCUCCUUUUUGCUCUCGUUCGAGGGUUCUUUCGUGUCGAACGUUGUGGGGUUCUUCACCCGGCUUUUAUUCACCCGUACCCAUGUCUAAAGUUCUCGGCUUUUCCGGAGGUGAUGACUUUUGCUCUGGGGGAUCAAUCUACGCCAACCCAAAGGAAGCGAGUUUCUUCCUUCCCCUUGGCCCUCAAGUUGAUGUAUACUUUCCUCCCAGGAAGAGAUCACGCGUCAACGCUCCAUUCGUUUUCGAUGGAGAAUGGUUUGAGCAAAAGCAGAAAACCUCUAUUGAAGCCUUACCAGAUGAGUGUCUCUUUGAGAUCUUCAGAAGGUUGCCCGCUGGCGAGGACAGGAGUGCAUGUGCUUGCGUUUCCAAGCGCUGGCUUAUGCUUCUGAGCAGUAUUUGCAAAGAUGAAAUCUGUGCCAUGAAAAACACCAGCGCAGAAAACAUUGAAAAGGAUGGUUAUGAUGUAGAAUUUGGAGGUGAGGGAUACCUCUCUCGGAGCUUGGAAGGAAAGAAGGCCACGGAUGUUAGACUGGCUGCCAUAGCUGUUGGAACUGCAUCUCGCGGAGGGUUGGGGAAGCUUUCCAUCCGAGGAAGCAACAUGUGUCGUGGGGUUACUAGUCUUGGUCUCAGGGCAGUUGCUCAUGGAUGCCCUUCUUUGAAGUCUUUUUCUCUAUGGAAUGUUUCUACUGUUGGUGACGAGGGCCUAAUCGAGAUCGCUAACGGUUGUCACCAGCUAGAAAAGCUCGACCUUUGCAAGUGCCCUGCUGUUACUGAUAAGGCUUUGGCUGCAAUUGCAAAGAACUGCCAGAAUCUGACCGAGCUUUCGUUGGAAUCGUGCCCUAAUGUUGGUAAUGAAGGUCUGCGAGCUAUUGGGAAGUUCUGCCCCAACCUAAGAUCCGUAACCAUCAAGGACUGCACAGGUGUUAGCGAUCAGGGAAUUGCUGGAUUGUUUUCAACUUCUUUGGUUCUGACGAAGGUGAAGCUCCAAGCACUGUCUGUGUCAGAUCUCUCUCUAGCCGUUAUUGGACAUUAUGGGAAGUCUGUUACUGAUCUUGUCCUUAAUUGCCUCCCAAAUGUCAGCGAGAAGGGGUUCUGGGUAAUGGGAAAUGGUAGUGGGUUGAAGAAGCUGAAGUCACUCACAGUUGCAUCAUGCAGGGGAGUAACCGAUAUUGGACUUGAAGCUGUAGGAAAGGGUUGCCCAAAUCUGAAAAUUGCACACCUUCACAAGUGUGCCUUUUUGUCAGACAAUGGGUUGAUAUCGUUUGCCAAGGCUGCUUCAUCACUCGAGAGCCUUCGAUUGGAAGAGUGCCACAGAAUCACCCAAUUUGGGUUUUUUGGUGUCCUUUUUAACUGUGGUGCAAAAUUGAAGUCCAUCUCUUUGGUGAGGUGCUACGGAAUCAAAGACCUGAAUUUGGUGUUGCCGACCAUUUCUCCUUGUGAAUCCCUUAGAUCAUUGACCAUCUGCAACUGCCCUGGAUUUGGCAACGCCUCACUCUCUGUACUGAGAAAGCUGUGCCCUAAGCUUCAGCAUGUUGAACUAAGUGGACUCGAUGGAGUGACUGAUGCCGGGGUUCUUCCACUGCUAGAGAGUUCUGAGGCUGGUUUGGUUAAAGUGAACCUCAGUGGCUGCACAAAUGUCACAGACAAAGUAGUUUCAUCCUUGGCCAACCUUCACGGUUGGACUCUUGAGAACCUAAACCUUGAUGGUUGUAGAAACAUCAGUGAUGCUAGCUUGAUGGCAAUUGCUGAAAACUGUGCAUUGCUAUGCGAUCUUGAUGUCUCCAAGUGCUCAAUCACAGAUGCUGGGAUAGCAGCCCUGGCACAUGCCCAACAGAUUAAUCUGCAAAUUCUCUCUUUGUCAGGUUGCGCUUUGGUCUCAGACAGGAGCUUGCCCGCCUUGAGAAAAUUGGGCCGGACCCUUUUGGGACUGAACAUCCAGCACUGCAAUGCAAUUAACAGUGGCACCGUUGACAUGCUUGUAGAGCUUCUCUGGAGGUGUGACAUCCUCUCGUAAAGAUGGAAGAAUUAACCUCACACAGCAAUUUAGGCCAGGAUCACAUCAUACAGGAAGCUUGUUAUGCUUAGUGUUGCACAGUAGUCUUUUCUAGGUUCCAUUAACAGGUCUUCAUCAUCAUCAUCAUAUCCAUCAUCCAGCUACUCGGUUCCCUUUUUCCGGAGUGUGCAGUCAUUUAACCCCCAUUUUUGCAGGUUCCUUCAACGGCACCUGUUCUUUUUUGGCAUCCAUUGCCACCUUUUAAAUGGCUGCAUGUCUCUGAGAACAUAGCUACCGGGUUCUGGAGUUAGCAAUCUUUGUUACUGGUGUUGGCACCUGAUGUUUCAACCUCAGCUUUGCAUCGGUUUUGCCACCAUGUGUGUCCUAGUUUUUUUUCUAAGUUUUUACGGUCACUUGUAUCACUCUCCCAGUCCUUGUUUACCAAAUGUUUCUGUGUUUGAACUAUGUUCUUCACACGAUGUUUGGGUAUCAUCAGUUUCAUUCGAAGAGCAGGUUAGAAGCUCCCAGACUAUAUAGUUGCAGUUGUCAAGUUUGUUGUUAUGAAGUCUUUUCUUAAGGGCUUGGCUGUGGCAGCAAGUAAUACAGGUCUGCCAUAACCACAACCUUUUUUCCCUCUGGGAAGGGUUGUUUUUUACCAAGUCCUAGUUUUUUAAGGCUUUAUUUUUUUUGAACCUGGCACUGCAGCUACUACUUUAGUCAAUGGUGUUCGUGUCUGCCCUUUUUGCUGUAUCUUAUGAAAUGUAAUAAAAUAAAAAUCAGUCUCAUUUUGAGGCAAAAAAAAAUCAUGUGUU
Molecule: messenger RNA, 2880 nt
Organism: Vigna umbellata (rice bean)
Lineage: Eukaryota; Viridiplantae; Streptophyta; Magnoliopsida; Fabales; Fabaceae
Source: RefSeq, a predicted model, not a curated record